Molecule: messenger RNA, 6793 nt
Organism: Mytilus californianus (California mussel)
Lineage: Eukaryota; Metazoa; Mollusca; Bivalvia; Mytilida; Mytilidae
Exons: 12
Coding region: 2439-4865 (808 amino acids)
Biological process (GO): cell-cell adhesion
Cellular component (GO): cell-cell junction
Molecular function (GO): cell adhesion molecule binding
Source: RefSeq, a predicted model, not a curated record
ACUCGAUACCUUUGGACACCAUUCGUUAUAGCUGCAAUCAGACGGCAGGCAUUCAUUUGAAUAUUAGCAUCCUGUUUUUCGAAUUUUAUUUUGAAUAAUUAAACCAAUAACUAAAACGUAUUUAUCAUUUAUAAUUUUAUAACUUUCUAGUAUUUCUCAUUAAAAACAAAUAAACACAAUCCUGGACCAAAAUUAUUGUGUUACUGAAAGAUGUUUUAUGGUUAAAAACCCAUCCUCACAAACGUCUUUUUGUCUUUUCAUGUGAGUCAUGUUGUCUAAAAUGUACAUUUUCAGAAUUUGAACAGAAGUAAAUCAAAUGAAGACUUUGUUUGAUAUGUUACAAGGACAGCUGAAAUGAUACGUGACAAAACUUGUCAAUUUUAUGUUUUUGUUUUUAAGGCUCUUCAAGUUCGUAUCUGAUGUGGUCUUUGAACUGUUUUGACCCGAGCGCCACUGACGAGUCCUAUUAAAGAUGACGAAACGCGCGUCUGGCGUACUAAAUUAUAAGCCUGAUUUCUGUGAUGAGAUUUUAUGAUCCACUGUAGUAUAUGUUGACGUUUCUUCUCCGAGAUAAUCACCAAUCCAAAAGUCAGCACUUUUCUGUUGACAUGAAAUAUCAUUGAUACGUUAAUUUUUCUGCAGAUUUACAGUUGAAUUAUUAAAAUAACAAGAUCUUCUAUCCCAGACGUAGACAACCUGAGCCGUAUUUGGCACAACUUUUUGAAAGUUAUGGUCAUUUAAUUUUUUUCCACUUCUCGUUUGAUUUAGCUUAGUUGGGCAGCUUACCACAAAAAUCAUGCAAAUGGUGAUACAAGCAUGAAACUUUGUAAGAACAUGCCUUUAGGUGUAUGUAAUCAUAUUAAUGGGUAGUCACGAAAAAAUCCAUCCGAUCAUGGCGGCCAUCUUGGAUUUUUACAAUGACGUCUAUCCAGGGAAAUGGCAUCAAAUGUAUGAUCCCUUUUGCUUGUAUUGUAUCCAAAAUGUUACAAGAUGGAGUAAAUGAAGAUAAAACAUCACUUCCGGUCAUAUAUCGGUCGAUAGCUCACUUCUGGUUUUAUAAAUAUCCCGAAUAUGACUGUUUUAUAACCCGAAUAAUGUCAGUCGUUAUAUUCCGCCGAUCUCCGACUAAUCUCCGAUUGCUACAUUAGCUGUCCAACUGUUUAGAUUCCAGCGCCACUGAUAGAUUGCUUGACCAAUCAUAAUCCUAUAUGUAAUUUUGAUGAUUUUUACAACCGCUGGAAAGAUUCAAUUGCUGGUGGACGUUUCGUCCUCGAAAUUAUCACCGGCCAAAUAGUCCGCAAGAUGGCGAGAGUCGUAUUUGGUACAACUUUUCGGAAAUUUUGGCUUGAAAUGCUCUUCAUAUUUGUGCGUAUUAUAAGCCUGGUAUCUUUGAUGAGUUUUUAUAUCUAAAUACCAAGGAAAAACAUCACUUAAAACCUAAAACCAAUUUGACAAAAAAACGAAAAUGUAAAAAAUGAAAUCAAGGACAACUAUACCUAUGAAUAGUGGAACAUGAUUUGUAAACGUGAACGAUUUUUAUCAAAAUAAACAUUCAAAUUUAAUACCAAUAUAUGUAUACGGUCUUUUCGCAUGGACAAGUGCCCACACAAUAUGUCACGCUCUAAAUCGCCUCGAGAUGAGAACACGUGUGAAUAAAUGAGUGUUUCAGACUCUGAAGCAUUAUGGGAAAAUGUUUCCAAAACCUUUUGAUUGGUUUACAACAUCAUAAACAAUGGAAAUUUAGUCAAUGACGCUAUUUUGUUAGGGGUACGGAAAAUGAAAUGAUCAAUAAUAUUUUACAUUCCGAAAAAGGCUAAAGAUCUUAAAUCAAUAUCUUGAUCUUUUUCGACAAAACAUCAAAAACAAGAGCGAUAUCAUUAGAUCUAAAAGACAGAAGCACAACAACAUUUAACCAGUUUAAAUUUUAUCUUUGAAAGAAUUCCCUUCGUAUUAUUUUAGUUUGUAUAUAGAUUGUUUAGAUAAAGAGUGAUUAUUGAAAAAUAAAAUUAAAAUGUAUAGCAACGAAUAAAAAUAUAUGCUUUUGAAUAUUGUAUAGAAUUAAAAAACGGAAUAAACUGAAAUGAUUAAAACUAAAAUAAUAAAAGAACCAGCCAUUAUAUGAGGUUUGUCAGACGCAAGUUUUGUCUAUAUAUAACUCAAUACAAGAAAGACGUUAUUAUGUAUUGUUUCCUUUCUAUUUAGAUGAUACAGACAAUAUUACCACAAUAUCACCACCUGGUCCAUUUGUUGAUGGAGAAAGCGUUGAUUUCAAGUGUUGUGUUCGAAAAAUAGACAUUCCAAACACUAAUCUGUCAUUUCAGUGCCAUGGAGAACUCAUUACACAAGAAAUUGAUAAGUUUACUUGUCUAAAUGUAAAUGUAUCAAUUGAUAUAGACAAGAAUAGUUCAAAAUGUACGUGUACAGUUCAGUCGAAGGAUAUGAGCAUUGAUCUAAGCUCUGAACUUGAUCUGGUAAUUAGCCAAUAUGACCCAUUAUUCGAAUCAUCCUCAGUUACCAACGUUGUCUUUGGUAACACAACAACAAUAGCAUGCCGUGUACCUGGAUUACAAUACCCUUUUGCCUUUGGACGCUGGAAAUAUAAGAAUGGAAAAGAAGAGAAAAGUGUUAUAGGAUCAACUAGCUCAAAUGAAACAACACUCUUAACAGUCAAUAAUAGCACUUACGAAGAAAUUGGGACAUACUAUUGCACAGUGGUUGAUGUCAGGAAAAAUGAUAGUAUUGUAGCAAACACAUCGACAGAGUUAUACGUACAAGGACCAAUUAUUCUGAAGAGAAUUCAUACCGAACACGUUAACACCACACUAUGUUCGAUUACGAUAACUUUUGAAAGCUUUCCAGACAUAAAAAUUGAUUCCUUGUGGACAAACAAUAGACAGGUCCAAUUUCGACAGGGUACAUUAAAUAGUUUUGUAAUGCAAGAAAUGGACAAAUUAAGUACUGAACAGGAAGGAGUCAUUAACUUUAAGGAUUGUCUGUCAAGUAAUGUUUAUGGAUUGAUUGUUUCGAAUGGUUUCGUUUCAAAGACAGUUUACUUUAAUUUAACAGGGGAGCUGUUUAACAUAUCCCCAAUGUUAAAAAUUGAUGGAGGGGACGAUGGACAUUUUAUAGAUGGAAAACAAGCAUCGAUUACGUGUUACGAUAUCAUCAAAUCAGAAGCGAGUAGUCUGGAUUUAUCAUGUGACAAUAUAACCAACAUAGAACAGGAAGUGAAUGACGACGCUACAUUAAUUAAAAAUGUAUUUACUGCCGACAUAAAGAAUGAUGAUACUAUAUGUAGAUGUAUUUCUAACAAAUCUAACAGCGAGUCAAUGUUGACUGUUCACAUAUUCCCUUACAAAGGACAUAAUGUAUCACAUGGAAAAGACGUGUGUGAAAGUAAUUCAGAGAUAAAACUCACCUGUCAAGAAGAAAACUUACCAGACUUAUUUCACUUUGGAAAAUGGAUCCACCAUUAUAAUGAUGUAGAAAUACGUCAAAUGGAUGGAUUUUCCUCAGGGAAACAGACGUUUAUCCAGAUACCUUUCUGUACAUAUGAAGAUAUAGGGAACUACACAUGUACCGUUACUGAUUCAAGGAAGAACACAACUGUUUUGAAUUCAACCACUUUUCUAAGUGUACCAGGUCCACCUGUUAUUGUAAACAGCUCUGUAGUGAAGCAUACUUCAAAAGCAGAAUGCUUACUUAGCGUUGAAUUUUAUUCUUUUGAUGAAAAAUCAGCAGUUACUUGGUAUAAGAAUGGAAGAGUAAUACAUUCAUCAGAACACCAAAGACCAAAUGUAAAAGCAACCACUCAUUCUGUAAAUAUGCAUAAUAUUGAAGUUCCAGUAAAGGCGAAAAUUGCAACACUUCAACUGAAACCAGGAUGCGAUGUGGAUACGUCUAUAUAUCGCCUUACUGUGAAAACAAACAAUUUCUCAACAUCUCAUACUUUUGAAAAAGAUGGACAUAAUGUUUCACAUAGAAAAGACGUGUGUGAAAGUAAUUCAGAGAUAAAACUCACCUGUCAAGAAGAAAACUUACCAGACUUAUUUCACUUUGGAAAGUGGAUCCACCAUUAUAAUGAUGUAGAAAUACGUCAAAUGGAUGGAUUUUCCUCAGGGAAACAGACGUUUAUCCAGAUACCUUUCUGUACAUAUGAAGAUAUAGGGAACUACACAUGUACCGUUACUGAUUCAAGGAAGAACACAACUGUUUUUAAUUCAACCACUUUUCUAAGUGUACCAGGUCCACCUGUUAUUGUAAACAGCUCUGUAGUGAAGCAUACUUCAAAAGCAGAAUGCUUACUUAGCGUUGAAUUUUAUUCUUUUGAUGAAAAAUCAGCAGUUACUUGGUAUAAGAAUGGAAGAUUAUUACAUUCAUCAGAACACCAAAGACCAAAUGUAAAAGCAACCACUCAUUCUGUAAAUAUGCAUAAUAUUGAAGUUCCAGUAAAGGCGAAAAUUGCAACACUUCAAUUGAAACCAGGAUGCGAUGUGGAUAUGUCUAUAUAUCGCCUUACUGUGAAAACUGAACAUUUCUCAACAUCUCAUACCUUUGAAAAAGAUGAUAACACAGUACACACAGUGUUGAUAAUUUCACUAUUAUUAGCAACAGGAAUUGUCAUCACAGGUCUAAUUAUAAUAAUAUGUAGAGCAACUAAAGGAAGAAAAAAGAAAUUCCGGUUCAAUAGAAAAAGUCUGUAUACUAGUAAUGCUGUGGUGGGACGACGAAUUGAUACCCAGUUUUAUGAAGAAAUAGAUAUGUUUAUUGAGAAUCUAAGACAAGGAGAUGAGGAAACCACACCGCAUAAUAGAUAUACAUUGACAGAAAAUGAAUAUGAGCAGAUACCAUUUGAUAGAAACUGAAUGUUUUGGAAAAACCAUGAAAUGUAUUGCUUCUGUAUACAAUUGAAAAACUUAUAGUUGUUUUAUCAAAGUAUCAUUAAACUAUUUCGAGAUUACAUUAACAUAGGAUUUAUAAAAAUAAGAAGAUGUGGUAUGAUUGCCAAUGAGACAACUCUCCACAAGAGACCAAAUGACACAGAAAUUAAAAACUAUAGGUCACCGUACGGCCUUCAACAGUGAGCAAAACCCCAUACCGCAUAUUCAGCUAUAAAAGGCCCCGAAAUGACAAAUGUAAAACAAUUCAAACGAGAAAAACUAACGUUUGUUUAUUAUCUUGAACAUUUCUAAUGUAAACUAAAUAUGUUAAUAUUCUAAGAUAAAACUUAGCCAGGAACUGCAUUUAUGUGCUGAGUAUUGAGUUUGUAGAAACAAGUAAAAAAGUAUAACAAAAAACUUAACUCCAGGCAAAUUCAAAAAGUGCAAGUCCAUGAAAAUUAACCACUUUCAAUCAACAGAACAAGUGAAAAACAACUGCAUAUUCCUGACUUGGCACAGGCAUUUUCCGAAAGAAAUGGUGGUUAAACCUGGUUUUAUAGCUAGCUAAACAUCCCACUUGUAUGACAGUUGUUUAUAGUUCCGUUAUAUUGACAAAAUUGGGUAAGCAACCCAAACAACCAUUAUAGGUUAAUGUGACAAUAAUUGGGACCCAGCAGCCAAAACUUUGUAAACAUACGUCGCAGACAUACAUCACAACUGAUUAAAAAAUUCAAACGAUUAUAUAAAUCAAUCUAACAAAGACGCCAACAAAAAUGGUGUAGUAGAUAGUAAUAAACUCAUCAUAGAUGACAAGAUUAAAAUUGUGUACGCCAGACGCGCGUUUGUCUACAAAAGACUAAUCAGUGACGUAUAUUUGACGACGUUUUCAACUUCGUAUUCAACUUUGCAAAGACCCUUUCCUAUAGGAACUUUCCGUUCAAAGUGUUUAAGCAAAGAGAGAUAACUCAAAAUUUGUUUUUAUUCCUAUCUGGAAUAAAUGGCACUUUUCUUUUAUAGAAUGUUUCUUCAAAUUAGUUUCUGCAAAGAAUGAAGGAAAUUUACAUUGAUUGAUAUUCAAUUGUUUUAUUUAUUCAAGAAAUAUUUUUUUGUUUGUAUGAAUUAUUAAUAUGCAGUAAAAUGUAUCACAUCAGUAAAGUCUUACUGUCUUGUUUUCAAAAUGAUACAUUAUGUUAUAAUGCACUUUGGUUAAACAAACAUUAAAAAUAAAUCUGCUAAAAUUCUCCAGCUAUUUUGAAACCAUGUGAAACUAAUUGAGCAAAUGCAAUUAUAUCCACUUUUCUUACUUAAUACAACGAAAUAAGCACAAUGUUUUUCAUGUACUGAAUUGAGCAGUGACCACAUCAAAUUUUAACAUCAAAUACAAAAAAUCUAUAUAGUAUCUAAGGAUAUCAUAAAAUUAAAAUAUACCGCACAUAAAUACAUGUAUAGUAGAGCACAGUGACUUCAAAAUGGUUGUGCUCCGUACUUAAUUUACAUACUAUUCAUAUCAAGUUUAGCUCAUUGUUACUUAUAAUUAUAAAACUAGAAAAAAAUACCUUUUUAAUGUUUCCAAUAUGCUAUGAAAUCAUUUUGUUUUAUAAAUGGUAUUGUAAUGUUUAAAGUUAAUUAAAAUAUUAUACAUACUUACGAAUUGUAUGAUAAAUACUGAAGAUCUGGUGUCAUAUAGAUUUAACAGUCAAGGAGCACCAUCAUGAAAAGCACCUGUGAACAAAAUAUUUCUUUUUUAUCAAAGCAUGAUUUGUUUAAUGUCUACAUCAUUGUUUAAAACUAUACUACAUAUGAAAUAUUUACUUGUGAUACAUGCAUAUUUGGAAAUGUAAAAAUAUAAUAGAUUUGUCUUUUGUGUAUUAUCUCCUUUUCAAAAUAUGCUAAAAAUAAAUGGAGAUUUAAUA